Molecule: messenger RNA, 309 nt
Organism: Paramecium tetraurelia
Lineage: Eukaryota; Ciliophora; Oligohymenophorea; Peniculida; Parameciidae
Exons: 2
Source: RefSeq, a predicted model, not a curated record
AUGUAAACUCAUCAGUUACCUUCUUGCGUUAGUCCUAGAAAUUUCACUAAUUACAUCUCUAAUGGAACGGGCAGGGACUACUAUGUUGUUUAUUAUAAUGGAGGUUUGGCUAAAAACACUCAAGUUCAUGAGGAAGGAUGCUAUGAUAGAAGGAGAUUUCUGAGUGGGGAAUAACAGAGUAAAGGGUUGCCAUAGCUGUCUCCAAAAUUCUAGCAUUAUUAAGGAGAUGGAACUGGAAGGGAUUUUUACAUUAAGUACUUGUUUUUAAGAAGUCAAGAUUCAAUGAAGGAGGGUAGUUUUCAAGAUUGA